Pundamilia nyererei is the source of this 3185-nucleotide messenger RNA. It is a transcript of the gene brd7, whose product is annotated as bromodomain containing 7. NCBI's taxonomy places the organism in Eukaryota, Metazoa, Chordata, Actinopteri, Cichliformes, Cichlidae. The record is from RefSeq and is a predicted model, not a curated record. Gene Ontology annotation, biological process: regulation of transcription by RNA polymerase II. Gene Ontology annotation, cellular component: nucleus. The coding region runs from base 122 to 1969 and encodes 615 amino acids. The transcript is spliced from 17 exons.
UUACCACCGCCGCACCGACAGGUGACGCUGCAAGUGUAUCUGCCUCUGGUGAAAUUUUACUUCAGCUACCACAGUGCUCAGCCACAGCAGUUGGCCGCCGGUGCAGACCAAAACAUAGACAAUGGGCAAGAAGCACAAAAAGCAUAAGUCCGAGAAGCAUGGAUAUGAAGAAUAUGGAGACAGACCACUGAAGCUGGUGCUGAAAGUGUCCGGAAAUGAAGUGACGGCAGGAAGCUCGAGCCUUGACACUUUUUAUGACGAACAGCCGGCUGACUUUGACAAACCCAAAGACAAGAAAAAGAAGAAGAAAAAGGAUAAAGAGAAAAGCUUUGGGUCACCAGAGGAGGAAAAGGGGAAGAAGAAGGUAACUAAAAAGAAGAAAGGGCAGGAGGCAGAUGGAGAUGAUGACCGGGAGCAGAGCAGGACUCCUAUACGUUCAGAGAUUGAUAAACAGGAAGAAAAAGAACAGACUCCUCUGCAGGAAGCUUUGAAUCAGCUCAUCAGGCAGCUCCAAAGGAAAGACCCGAACGCAUUCUUUUCAUUUCCAGUGACAGACCUCAUUGCUCCUGGUUACUCUGCAGUCAUCAAGCGUCCCAUGGACUUCAGUACAAUGAAGGACAAAGUAAAGAAAGAGUGCUACCAGUCACUGGAUGAACUCAAGGUUGAUUUCAGGAUUAUGUGUGAAAAUGCCAUGAUUUACAACAAACCUGAGACAAUCUACCACAAAGCAGCACGGAAACUGUUACAUUCAGGAAUGAAGAUCUUGAGCCAGGAAAGGCUGGACAGCCUGAAGCAAAGCAUAGAUUUUAUGGCUGGUCUUGACCCUUCUGCCAAACAACCUUUGAAAUCUGAGGAACAAACGAGCACCUUUCUGGACCAGAACAAGGAGGGACCUGCGACUACAGACAGCAGCGAGAGGUCACAGACACCCAGCACUCCCAGACAGGACAAAGACUCUAAGGACGAAGCAGCAAAAGCAGAGAAAGAGCUUCAGGAAAUACGCAAGGUCAUUGAGAAGUCUGGAGGAAAGCUGUCCAACAGAGUGCUGCAGUCUGAUUUGGAGUUUGCAAGGCGGAAGUCAGAUGGCUCCACCACUCUGGCUAUCCUCAACCCAGCAGAUCCCUCAGCAGGAGAUGUGGGUUAUUGUCCUGUGAAACUCGGCAUGAUGUCCAACCGGCUGCAGAGCGGUGUGAACACCUUGCAGGGUUUCAGGGAGGACAAGAGGAACAGGAUCACCCCAGUGUCCUACAUGAACUAUGGGCCAUUCACCUCCUACGCGCCAACCUACGACUCCAGCUUCGCCAACAUCAGCAAGGAAGAUUCUGACCUUAUCUACUCUCUCUAUGGAGACGAGUCCAGCCUGCAGGGCUCAGACAGCUUGUCAGAGUUCCUGGCCAAAUCAGAAGAGUAUGUGUACAAACUGGCAGACAACCUCCUGGAUGCAGUGACAAACGGAGAGCAUUCAAGAAUCCUGAAGGACACCGAGCAACAAGUAGAGCAGCUGUCAAAUAUACAAGAGGACAAGGAUACCGUGGAGGUAGCUGACCCCCAAACAUGUGACAGACUGGAUUUCCUGCGCUCUGCUGCAGGCCUGCAGAUGACUGAGGAGCUUUCUGAGGAAGCCCUGAACAUCCAGCAGAAAUUGGACGAGACUACAAAGCUCCUGCGCAACUUGCAGGAAGUUCAGAGGGAACGUCUGAGUGCCAAGCAGCCACCAAACAUGAUCUGCUUGCUGGCCCCGACUGCCAAGGAGCUGGAGCUGGCUGAGAAGGUGACAUCAAACUUGGCUGAGCUGACUAGUCAGGUGGCCCCAUGUGAUGUCAGCAGUAUCUACGGCAUCAGGAAGGCCAUGGGCAUUGCUGCCCCUCCAGACCCACCUGAGCUCUUCAUAGACCUCACUACAGUGCAGGACACGGCUGAAGCCAUGGAGACCAGUUGUCCAGAUGUGGUUCCAGUUAUCGCUGUGUAAUGAAAUUCCAGACACUCUCAUUCAGUGUAAUAACUUAAGUUUUGUAAAAAAAAAAGUGCUUUUUGUGUUACAUUUGUAUGCUUUUCGGCCAAUAAACUUUUUUUAAUAAAAACCAACAACCUUGGCUCUUGUGUAACGCUGCGUGACAAACUGCAGACUUAAAACAUUUAUUACAUUCUUUAACUGUACAAAAGUCAAUGUCACAUUUGUUCACAGAAAGGCCAGUACAUUAUUAUUAUUAUUAUUGUUGUUAAUAUUAUGUAACCACAAUUACAGACAAAAUGUUGGUCUCAGAAGAUAAGGCCACAAGACAAGUUUCAGAGGCACAGAAAGUGAUCCAGAUCAGUUUAAGUGGUCUCUGAGCUGGGGCCAGAAAAAACAUUCACAGCAGGCAGGUUGUUAGAUCACACAGAUCGAGGACAUCGAAGAGAGCGUCACAGAUACCCUUCAUCGCAGCAUAUAUGGAGACAGGCAGGCAAAGAUGCUGAAAAUGGAUUUCUUAUCUGAGCAGAUUAAACACUUACACAGAUGGCAUACAUAAAGAAAAUGUAUUUCCUCCUGAAAUACAGUACGUACCUUAAUAUUAAAUAAUUGUUCCUAAGGCCAAACAGCACAGCUGGAAUUCCUAAAAGGUCACAUAAAGACCACAAAGUGAUGGAAACCUAAUCUUAAUCUGCUUCAGGAUUUGCAGUUUAGCCACAAAGUAAAGCUUCCUAGAUUUACUUCUAUAGAUGGGAGCAAGAGAAGUUUCCCUGUCUUCUGCACAGCUGGUUUCUGACAUUGAAACAGCUUAACACAUUUAUGUCUGGCUCAUUACACAGUAACAGCAACAGUGUCCAUCGCCUCUCAAAACGAAACCCAUACAACUUUCAGAUUCAAACAGAAUCCACUGGAGAUUUUUCCCCCUCUUAUUUUUUGUUUUAAAAGACCAAAAUGGACAUCCAAAAUCUCAACUGCAUUUGGCUUUAGUACAAUACACAUUUUUUUUCUAUCACAUAAAAUUACAGACAUUGAAAAUAGUACAAAAGUGAUCGAUCACUUGUGUCAAUGUGUUUGUGACUAGAAAAAGAUGGUGAUUGUACAUACUGACCAUCUCCUCAGUCAUCUCCUGAUCCAACCAUGAGAUGCUGGGUGUUGAAUGCAAUAUCCACCACACAGCAAAUAAGCAGUUCCUUUAAAAAUCCUUAAUUCAGUAACAUCACAGGAACGCAGCUAG